Molecule: messenger RNA, 2157 nt
Organism: Crotalus tigris (Tiger rattlesnake)
Lineage: Eukaryota; Metazoa; Chordata; Lepidosauria; Squamata; Viperidae
Gene: PPP4R2
Product: protein phosphatase 4 regulatory subunit 2
Exons: 9
Coding region: 298-1524 (408 amino acids)
Biological process (GO): protein dephosphorylation
Cellular component (GO): protein phosphatase 4 complex; nucleus; cytoplasm
Molecular function (GO): protein phosphatase regulator activity
Source: RefSeq, a predicted model, not a curated record
AUCGGUGUGCUUGCGAGGAGAGUCGGGAGCGCGCACGGCGACGGCUUAGGCGCCAUGUUGGAAGGCUGCUGAGCCCGGCCGCCGGGGAAUCGCUGUUACUUUCCUUCUCUCUUUCUCUUUUCUUCUCUCUCUCUUUUUCUCUUAUUCCCUCCUAUCUCUUUCUCACUCUCUCUUUUUCCUCCCCUUCUCUCCCCGGUGGAGUAGCCGCACCUGAACUGCCUUCGCUGCGCGGCUGCCUGUUUCCUGUGAGAGCCCGGGAGGCAGGAGGAGGAAGAGGAGCAGCAGCGGCGGCGGAUCAUGGAUAUCGAGAGGCUGCAGGAGGCACUGAAAGAUUUUGAGAAAAGAGGAAAGAAGGAAGUCUGUCCAAUAUUGGAUCAAUUUCUUUGUCAUGUCGCCAAGACUGGAGAGACAAUGAUUCAGUGGUCACAAUUCAAAGGAUAUUUUAUUUUCAAAUUGGAAAAAGUGAUGGAUGACUUCAGAACUUCUGCUCCUGAGCCAAGAGGCCCUCCUAACCCUAAUGUGGAAUAUAUUCCCUUUGAGGAGAUGAAAGAACGAAUUCUGAAAAUAGUUACUGGCUUUAAUGGUGUCCCAUUUACUAUUCAGCGACUUUGUGAGCUGCUAACAGAUCCUAGGCGGAAUUACACGGGAACAGACAAAUUUCUCAGAGGAGUUGAAAAGAAUGUUAUGGUUGUCAGCUGUGUAUAUCCUUCUUCAGAGAAAAAUAAUUCCAACAGUUUAAACAGGAUGAAUGGUGUAAUGUUUCCAGGAAACUCACCAGGUUAUUCAGACAGAUCUAAUAUAAAUGGUCCUGGGACACCCCGGCCUGUAACUCGACCAAAAGUUUCUUUGUCACCUCCUAUGACUACAAAUGGUUUACCAGACAGUUCCGAAAGUAAGGAGCUGAGUCUCCUGCAAACUGAGGAGAAAAUUAACAGUGAAUCGCCAGCAUCUGAGCCUGAAAGAGUCCAAAACUGUCCUGUAAAAAAUAAACACCCUGGAGACGAUCCCUCAGAAAUGGAAGGUUACGAAGUGAAAAGACUUAAAUUUGACGAAGAGGAGGAAGCUGAAGAAACCUCCAACGAGAGUGGUCCCCACGAAGCAUGCUCAGCAAUGGCAGAAGAGACUGAGACAACUUCUCCAUCUCAGGAUAAAGAAAAAGAAACCACUGAAGAGAGACAGCAUUGUAAAGAAGAAGUUGAGGAGGAAGAAGAAUCUCUCAUGAUGUCAAGAGAAGUUUUUCCAGAAAGAAAAGUUCUAGACAAAGACAGUGCCUCCUCAGUUGAGAAAGAAGAUGUUUCUGAGGAGAAUAAUCAGAUUGGGGAAUCUGACCAGACUCAAGCAAUGAAAGACUCAUCUUCUCCAAAUAGUGAGAACAGUGGAUCUUUUAGUAGCAAAGCUGACUGCAGUGACAAAGAAGAAUUGGGUUCAAAUGUUAGUGAAACUCCUGAAAUUGAAUCAGAGACCCCAGUGGAAAACAGCGAUGACGCCACAGAAGCUGCAGAUGAACCUAUGGAACAAGACUAAUAAUUUUAAUACACCUAGAGGCAGUAUUUUCCACGAGGCUCUGGUUUUACACUGUAUAAAUAAUUUUAUGUAAUAAAAGUGGACUGUUAGUUUUCCAAGAGAAGCAGGAUGUAAAUUGAACUUCUCCGUGCGUUAAAUCCUGAAGGACUUGUACUUGUUACUGUGAAAUAUUGGCUCCUUCAGGUCCUGCUUGCUACUGAAAUUUCAGUAUGGUCAAAUCUGGUCUGUGUAUAGUUUUUUUUAUUAUUUAGAAUUAAAAUUUUUAAACUGGAAGGCAGUUCUAAGUCUGACAAUUUUUUGGAGAUUCCACAUUUAAUUACUUCUCUCUCUCUCUCUCUCUGUCUCUUUAAUUCCCCCGAAUGCUGUAGCAGCUAAUUUUUGGUUUGGUUUUCAACACUUCAAUUUCAUGUUGGUUUACAGAUUUUCAUUUGACUGCAUUUUGUGCUUGAAAAAGCUACACAUUGGCAUAUAAUACUUGAUAAUAUACAAAUCUAAAGAAAAUCUAUGUUUGCACUUUAGAAGAAUUUUCUGUUCUAAAUAGAAGCAACCAUGUUCUUUCAUACGAGACAACAUUUUUACCCCCGAAUAAACCAAAUAAAAUUAGGCCCAUCUGAUAGCCUAAAACAGUGUUUC